Phalacrocorax carbo (great cormorant) is the source of this 10907-nucleotide messenger RNA. Lineage: Eukaryota; Metazoa; Chordata; Aves; Suliformes; Phalacrocoracidae. The record is from RefSeq and is a predicted model, not a curated record.
GCGGCUGUGCAAGGGCGACACCUCGCGGCCGUCGGCGGCGCCGCAGGGCACGGUCCCCCCCGCCCCCCCCCCCCGGCCGGCGGCGGAGCGGUGCCCACGGGCGUGGGGGGGCGUGGGGGGCCCGCGCAGCCGGGUCACCCCGUGGUGCCUCCGGUUCCCUGCCCCGUGGGAGCCGGGUGCUGCUCAGCGGAUGCUGACUCCGCUUCUCCUUCCCUUCUCUGGGUAGUAAGGAGGGAACAGGGAACCGUCCAGGGAGGGAGGGUGCCCGGGAAAAUCACCUCCAGAGGAGGAACCAUCCUGUCUCUGCGUUCGUGUGCGAGAUCUGUAUCCCUGGGGAGAGGUGUUUGUGGCUCUGGGAGCCAGUUCGUCCUCCGCCGACUUAUUCAGAGCGACUGCUUUCUGCUGUUGCCGUAAAAUGAAACCUCGCUGGGCAUCGAUAUUUGUUAUUGAAUGUGUCCGUAGGCAAAGCAUUACACCACGCCGGGACAUGAGAGGGCCGAGGUUGCCUCAUACCUCGUAGCCCAUUACAGAAAAUGACCCGUUUCUGUUUGUUAGCAAGCUAAACUUCAGUUUACAUCCAACAAUAACACUCGAAAGAGGAUUUGGGCUGGUUAUUUUUGCAAGGAAGAGUUACACGAGCUGUAGUCGUGUUUGAGGCAGCGAGUGGUAGUCGUGAUUUCCCAAUCGCAGGUGAGAGGAUGUUUGGGAAUGUUCUUGCGCUCAGGAUGUGUCCUGUAACCGAGCGCUGUGGUGUAAGCGUCAAACCGGGGCUGCUGCAAAACAAAUAUCAUCUCAGAAAAUGAAAUUUGGAAAAGAGUGAAAGGAAGACAGGUUAGCUCCUGAGCACCCAACUACAGAUCACAAUAGGCGCUUCUGUGUUUUCCUUAGAGAGAGACAGGGAUCUUUAGAAAAACAGCCUGAUAUGUCCGGUCUUGCCUAUGCUGACAUUUUCUUCCUUGGGCCACUGAAAACUUAAUACAGGAGGAAAUGGCACUGAAAUAAUUUACCUGAAGGUAGUUCUUUCAGUAUCAGAUGAGUGUAUUUCUGUGGAUUUUGAGGGUACAGAGGGAAAACGGCUUUGAAGGAUUUAAACAGUGCUCACACCUUAAAAAUAUUGGGUUCUUGUUCAGGAAAAGUCCCAUGGAAACCGGAGUGACUUUGGCUUUGCUGAUCAUUUCACAAGGCCUGCAAAAGGCUGGCGUGAACCAAAGCUUGUGCUACAUUUACUUCACUAUUACUACAUUAGAUUAAUCGUUGUUGCCUUUUAUUUGGAUUGCAAGCCCAUGAAAUCUUUUGCACAGAGUAAAUACUUUAAAGAUGUGCCAGAUUUCUAGGGCCCCAACAGGUGUAAAAAAAAAAGGUUCAAGUCGUCCUCUACCUCAAAUUUUGCGCUUCUAGAACUGUUGAAUUCAGAGCAUUCAGUUAGUGUGUUUUAAGCAAAAUACUCUUAUUUGUCUUGUCUUGCCUGAAACUUCCACCAGUAGAUAAACCGUUCUCAAUAAAAAACCAACUGAGCACUGCUUUCCCAUGACCUGCGUUCAUAGAUAUCAUAUUCAGAUAAAGGAGGCACAACGCUGACUAAUGCUGCUUUUUUGGAAGGAAAAUGACAAAAGCUAUUUGAGACAGGACCAGAAGUGCCAGCACUAAAUGACAGAUGAACAGCUGGUAGCAAAGGUGGCAGCUCUAACGUUUCCCUGUAUUUAUGGAGUAUUGAAACUAGGGAGUGUUAUCUGGGUUUGUUUCUCUAGGCUGGGUGCUUAUCUUCAGGUUCAGCAAUACUCUGGCUCCCAGGACAGGGUGUAAGAGAGCGGAUGUGUUUUGUGUAGCACAAGUGAGCGUUGCUCCCACUCCAGAGCUGUUGUCUGGAGCGUGGGGCAUGGCUGUGCCCCUCGCCCACCCCCCUGCUUCCAGUCUGUUCCCAUAUUUUGUCUGACAGCACUUGCUCCUUAUUAACAUAACUAUAGCUUCUUUGUGUCCUCUGUCAGAAGAAAUCCUGCAUCAGAAUAAAUUUCAGAGGUGACAGAUUGGAACAGUUUGACCAGAUGAUGGCACACAAAUGUCUCUGAGAUGGGCAGCACCUGUGGCUUUGCACCUCUCUGGCUUUGGCCCUGGGCGGGAGCAGUGGUUGGCACCGUUGCCUGCCUGCUUCUGGCUCGUCCUCUCUGGAUGUGGGACUCUGUAGUGGAGAUGAGGGAUUACAUGUAGACUCUGGGAGGGAGAAGGCAGUGGCUGCAGUAAAUGUUAUCUGUCUUUAUAUGACCUCAGGAAGCUCAAUUAUGCUAUAUUUUAGAACCUAUUAAAAAUGUGAUACUCUGGUUCAUGGAAAAUGAACCGGUGUGUGAUGGUCCUUCUAUAGGUAGUGACAUGCCCACUAAGACUGGAUUUCAGGCAGGAACCUGCAAAAGCCAGGAACGCAGUCUCAGGCCAUGGGGAUAAAAGCACAUGGGUUUCCUUGAGGCCGUGUCUUGUCAGAGCACCUUCUAAGGCUUCUCCUCUCUCUCACCACAGGCUCUGACCACAGGUUGAUUUGGCCAGUGAUGGGAGGUGAAGUGGCAGAUGCCACUCUCUGCUCACCCACUGUCAGGGGAACUUUUGCAGCCGCCGAGUUACAGUGUUCUCUGUAGAUCUGCCAGACGCGGGACAGCACAGAGCAAAACACCCCUGCGGAAGGUGCCGGAGGGGCCACCUGCCUCCCAGGAAGGGCCGAGGGGUCUGGGGGCUGGCGUGCCUCAGCCCCCUGCCCUUCUCGGGGAGGCAGCUGGACCCCAGCCGCACGCUUUGCACGGGGUAUUUGAGGCCAGCCGGGUGCUCUGCGGGUCUGCACAGAGCCCCCAAGACCCCGGAGAGCCCGGCGGGGAGCCCGCAGCCCCCGGGAGCUGGGAGCGGGGGAAGACCUUUGCGUGCGGGCAGCGGGGCUCUCCCCGGCCCCGAGCAACGGGGCGCCGAUCGCAGAUAUACGUCCAGGCUGGAGGGAUCGUCCCCGGCUGGGAGGAGCCAGCAGCUCCGCUGCUGUAAACAGUGCGGGCACCGCCAGCGGUUGGAAGAUGGAUAUAAAUAGGGAGGCGGAGGGGAGGCAGCCGGAGCGGAGGAGCGGCAGCUGCCUGCGCCUGUCUGCUCCUGCCUGCUCCUGCCUGCCCCUGCUGGCUGCGGCCAGGGUGCCCAGCAGCCCGGGUCGGGAGCUCCCGGGAGGCGGCGUACAAAGUUUGCGGCUCGGCGCUGCCGGGGAUAGAUAUCCAUCCUAAGAAUUAAAAAUCCUGAAGAAUGGCUCCACCUACCUCCAAAUAUCUGGCCAAAACCUUCAUUUUUCUUCUGUUUGUAAUCUCUUCUGUAAGCACAGCAGAAGCAGCUGUCGCAUGUCCUGAUAAGGAUCCUGAGUUAGAAAGCUGGAACCCAGGUCACAAUGAAGAAAACCGCAUUGAAAUUCGUAAUGGCAGGAAGCUCCUUCUGUCUUCUUCUGCAACUGUCCACUCUAUCCACAUUACUGACGGAGGAAAACUGGUCAUUAAAGACGAUGUGCAGCCUAUCAUUUUGCGCACUAGACACAUACUCAUUGAACAUGAUGGAGAGUUACACAUCGGCAGUGAGAUAUGCCCUUACCAAAGCAAUGUGGUUAUCAUCUUAUAUGGGCGAGCGGAUGAUGGCAGCCAGCCGAAUCCCUACUUUGGGCAGAAGUAUCUUGGAGUAAGUAAGGGUGGCACUCUUGAGAUCCAUGGAAAGAAAAAGCUGUCCUGGACUUUCUUAAACAAAACUCUUCAUCCUGGUGGCAUGGAAGAAGGUGGAUAUUACUUUGAAAGGAGCUGGGGCCAUCGAGGUGUCAUCGUCCAUGUUAUUGACCCAAAGACGGGAGCAGUUGUCCAUUCAGAUCGGUUUGAUACCUACAGAGCAAAAGAGGAAAGCCUACGUCUUGCCCAGUAUUUGGGCAGAGUUGCGAAUGGCAUGAUCCUGUCAGUUGCAGUGAACGAUGAAGGAUCUAGAAACUUGGACGACUCGGCCAGGAAAGCAAUGACCAAACUGGGCAGCAAGCAUUUCCUCCACCUUGGGUUUAGGCACCCGUGGAGUUUUAUUACCGUUAAAGGAAAUCCCUCCUCUUCUGUUGAAGACCAUAUUGAAUAUCAAGGUCACAAAGGAUCAGCUGUGGCCAAAGUAUUCAAACUAUUCAAAGCUGAGAAUGGAGAACAUUUUAACAUCUCUUCAACUAGUGAGUGGGUUCAAGAUGUAGAAUGGACAGAGUGGUUUGAGAAGCCUAAUAAAGCAAGAUCCAAGGACAUGGAGAAGCUUUCUGACUUCAAAGCUGCUCAUCCUGAUAAAAUCUGUAGGCAACCCAUUGACAUCCAGGCAAUGACGCUUGAUGGAGCUAAUUUAACAACUGAGGUUUUCUACAAGAGUGGCCACGAUUACAGGUUUCUGUGCCAUGGCAAGGACCAGACGGGCGAGGGCUGCCAGAACUACAGAGUACGGUUCCUGUGUGGCAGAUCUGUGAAACCAAAGCUUACGGUAACCAUUGACACCAAUGUGAACAGCACAGUCCUGAAUCUGGUGGAUGAUGUGAGCUCAUGGAAACCCGGAGACAGGCUGGUGGUUGCAAGCACUGACUACUCCAUGUACCAGGCAGAGGAGUUCCAAGUACUGCCAUGCAGAGCCUGCAGACCCACCCAGGUCAAGGUAGCAGGGAAAGCAACAUACCUCCAUAUCGGCGAAGUCGUUGAUGGUGUUGACAUGCGGGCCGAAGUGGGGCUGCUGAGCCGCAAUGUCGUGGUGAUGGGCGAGAUGGAGGGGCGGUGCUAUGAGUACAGCAGCAAGUUAUGCUCCUUCUUUGAUUUUGACACCUUUGGGGGACACAUCAAGAUUGGUCUUGAUUUUAAGGCUACCCAUAUUGAAGGUCUAGAACUGAAAUACAUGGGCCAGCAGACAAUGGGACAUUACCCAAUUCAUUUCCAUAUGGCUGGAGAUGUGGAUGAGAAAGGAGGCUACAACCCUCCAACAUACGUGAAGGAUGUCUCCAUCCACCAUACCUUCUCCCGCUGUGUCACAGUCCAUGGAUCCAAUGGUUUACUGGUGAAGGAUGUAGUGGGUUAUGAUGCACUGGGCCAUUGCUUCUUUACGGAGGACGGACCAGAAGAGCGCAACACAUUUGAUCACUGCCUUGGGCUGCUUGUUAAACCUAGCACUCUGCUACCCUCUGACCGAGACAGCAGGAUGUGCAAACUGAUCACAGAGGGCGCUUACCCAGGGUACAUCCCUAAACCCAGGCAGGACUGCAGCGCCGUAUCCACCUUCUGGAUAGCCAACCCACACAACAACCUUAUAAACUGUGCAGCUGCGGGAUCUGAAGAAACAGGCUUUUGGUUUGUUCUGCACCACGUGCCGACGGGGCCCUCAGCAGGCAUGUAUUCCCCUGGCUACUCGGAGCACAUGCCGAUGGGGAAAUUCUCCAACAACCGCGCGCAUUCCAACUACCGGGCUGGAAUGAUCAUUGAUAAUGGUGUUAAAACCACUCCGGCCUCUGCCAAGGACAAAAGACCUAUCCUGACACUGAUCUCUGGGAGAUACAGCCCACACAAAGAUGCUGAUCCUUUGAAGCCCAGGGAACCUGCAAUAAUUGAGCGCUUUAUUGCCUACAAGAAUCAGGAUCAUGGGGCCUGGCUGCGGGGUGGAGAUGUGUGGCUGGACAACUGCCAGUUUGCUGACAACGGCAUUGGCCUGACCUUGGCGAGUGGUGGGACUUUCCCUCAUGAUGACGGUUCAAAGCAAGAAAUCAAGAACAGCUUGUUUGUUGGCGAGAGUGGAAACCUGGGCACCGAGACAACGGACAACGAGAUUUGGGGUCCUGGAGGUCUGGAUCACAGAGGAAGGACCCUGCCCAUUGGCCCGGAUUUUCCUAUUCGAGGGAUUCAGUUCUACGAUGGACCUAUCAACAUCCAGAACUGCACCUUCCGCAAAUUCGCUGCCCUGGAUGGCCGGCACACGAGUGCCCUGGCCUUCCGGCUCAAUAAUGCCUGGCAGAGCUGCCCCAACAACAACGUCACCGACAUUCACUUUGAAGAUGUCCCUAUAACCUCAAGGGUCUUCUUUGGAGAACCCGGACCCUGGUUCAAUGAUCUGGAUAUGGAUGGUGAUAAAACAUCAGUUUUUCAUGAUGUAGAUGGCUCUGUGUCAGAAUAUCCAGGCUCAUACCUGAUAAAAGAAGAUAACUGGUUAAUCAAGCACCCUGACUGCAUUGAUGUGCCUGACUGGAGAGGUUCCAUCUGCAGCGGACACUUUGCACAGAUAUACAUCCAAGCCUACAAGCCAGCCAACCUGAAAAUGAAAAUAAUAAAAAAUGACUACCACAAUCACCCACUCUACUUGGAAGGGGCUUUGAGCAAAAGCACUCAUUAUCAGCAGUAUCAGCCAGUCAUAACCCUGAGAAAAGGCUACACCAUCCACUGGGACAAGACAGCCCCUGAAGAGCUGGCCAUAUGGCUCAUCAACUUCAACAAGAACGACUGGAUCCAAGUAGGGUUUUGCUAUCCUAAAGGGACAACAUUUUCCAUUCUCUCAGAUGUCCACAAUCGUCUCUUGAAGAAAACAUACAAAACUGGAACCUUCUAUAGAACCUCUCAAAUGGAGAAAUUGGAGCACAGAUAUCCUAGCAAAGGAUACUACUACUGGGAUGAGGACACUGGGCUGCUGUUUCUGAAACUCAAAGCUCAAAAUGAGAAGGAGAAAUUUGCUUUCUGCUCUGUCAAAGGCUGUGAACGAAUAAGGAUCAAAGCUGUAAUCCCCAAGACAGCUGGCAUCAGUGACUGUGAAGCCACAGCUUAUCCCAAGUACAUUGAGACACCAAUAGUAGAAGUGCCAAUGCCUAAGAAGCUUUCUGGUGCACAACUGAAGACUAAGGACCACCUACUAGAAGUGAAAAUAGAAACUUAUAGGAAACAGUACUUCCACCUAAAGGAUGACUUUGCAUACAUUGAGGUUGACGGUGUCAGGUUUUUCCUCACUGAUGAGGGUAUCCAACUGGUUAUGAUUGAUGGACAUCAUGGAAAAGUUGUUGAUCGAGUAACAUUCAAAAACUCAAUUCUACAAGGAAUCCCAGCACAGAUAGAAAAUUAUGUCAACAACAUCAAAAAUCACUCCAUAGUGCUGGUGACAUCUAAAGGAAGAUUAAUUUCAAAAGGACCAUGGACUAAAGCAUUGGAGAAACUUGGAGCCGAAGAGGGUUUUAGGUUAAAAGAAAAAAUGGCUUUUGUCGGCUUCAAAGGCAGCUUCCGCCCUGUCUGGGUGAAGCUGGUCACUAAUGAGGACUCAGCUAAAAUCUAUCAAGCACUGCCAAUUCCUGUGGUGAAGAAAAUGAAAUUAUGAGGACCCACUGCUCUGCCUUCUGGCUGCCAGCACUGCCCCCGUGGGACGGACUACUGACUGCUCACCCCAGGCACCUUGCCAGCUCCAGAGGUGUAGCAUUUUGUUGUCGUUGUUGUUGAAAAACAAAUCUUACUGUAAGUAGCUAGAGUGGCCACAGGUGACAGAAAAGCCUCUCUCUGUGAUCAGCGUAUGUUCUGUGAUCACCAGCUCCUCGCCGGCUGACUUGCUCACUGAUGCCAUGUUGACUCUCAUGUUACUAAGCAAGGUUUGACCUUUUUUACAAGGUGCUGGUUUUAUCAGCACCCCUGUGACAGACUAAUUUAUGUGCUGCCUCUCAAAGGGGGAGUUCUAGGUCUGAAGGUCAUUGAGGAUUAUUGUUUUUACCAGCCUCUAAGUUGUCCAAACACUUUUUUUUUCCUAUAGUGUAACUAGCUGCUCACAUAAUCACAGAAUGCCAGUUCAAAGGCUGGUUGAAAAUCUAAGAUAGAAAGAGUAUAUUUGAACGAUUGCCUAGAUGCUGGGAAACAUAACUGGACAGUAAGAAUUUAUCCUAAAGCUUCUAUGACAUUCGAUCAAGGUCUUUGGGAUCUGUGUUGUACAUGCUAACCCACAGCACAUAAUUGGCGAAGGGAUGACAGAAGGAGAAGAUAAAGCAUACCAGUGGAGACUGAUGAAACCACUUCUUUCUGGUGGCUGAGAAAACUUCAUUUCUCCUAUGGAUUGAGGUUUUUUAACAGUGGUUGUUCAACAGGAAGUUUUCCUUCAACAAGCAGCUGUAGGCUAGAAGGAAAGCAAUGUCAGUCAGCACAUAUACUUUCUCAGUCCUUCCUGUACAGUCCCUCUGUAUAAUCACGUUCAGGAUCAGUCUGGAGGGUUUACAGUAGCCAGUCAAAGACAACAUCCUGUUCAAGGCUUCUAGUUUUUAACUGGGAAUACUGGGACUCAUCUUAUUCAGCCUCAGAUAGGAUGAACGGCCCUUGCCUUUCCAGGGAGUUUGGAGGGAACAGGAUCAGACCGUUCUGCUGUGUGUCAUUUUCUGAUCACAUCCUCAGGCUUAAGGGCAUGAGUGUCUUGGUCCUCCUGGAAGAGUUACAUGACAUCUGGAUGGAAGGUGACAGAGGUCUUAACCGGGUAGCUGAAGAAUUACAGUGAGACUCCCCAUACACUAGUUAGGUGUCUUGUACCUCCUUUCCGUCUUCUUCAGAGCAAUAGCUGGGUAAUGAAGGCAGGUUAGUGUGAAUCAGGACUCCUGCGGGGACAUCUUUUGAAGCUGGGAAAUUAAACAUUAGUUUGUAAAAUGUAAGCACUUCCAGUGUUCAGUGAUACUUCUGUCUGUUGCUAAGAAAUGCCAUGAAGGCAUCUAUGGAGCCUGUGGCUAUUCUAAGAAAUCUAAGAGGGAAUAAAAGAUGGGAUGAAGAGCUUUUCAAAGCACCUAUAACAUCGAUUUUGCCAAUAGUAUCUGGGUUGGUUUCCCCGCUUUGUCUCUGCCUGUCCCCAUUGCUACAGAAAUUAUUCUAGCUGCUGAUGGUUACUUCGUUUUGCUCUGUUUUAAUUAAAGCUCAUGUAAUCAAGUUGCUUUUUUCCAACAGUAUCCAAAAUGCUAUCUCGCAGCUAGAAUGAAAGAGCAAUCAUUUUGUGUGUCAUUCCAAAGUCUUGGCAGGGGUUGCACUCUAUAAGCCUAGUUUAGAUCAAUUGCUCUGAAAAUCAAAGCAACCAUGAGCAAAAUUUAGAUAGUAUUGUACGUUUCAUUCCCCUCAAGCCUCUCCUGGGUUUUGAAACUGGAAAUCUUCUUUUCAAUCUUAGUAUAUAGCUGUUUUGAACUUGCUGAAUGUCAUGUGUAUUGUAUUUAAAAAAAAAAAAAAAAAAAAGAAGAGCCAAGCUUCCCCUCCCUUGCUUCUCAACCACAGUGUGUUAAUGGAUGCUCUUUAGGUGUUUGUGCCAUUUCCAGAAUGAAUGGGCGACACUUGUAAAAGGCAAGUAAGGUGGGUUGGUUCUUUGCCCAAUGGCUUAUGAUGAUUUGGGGAUUUCACAAACUAUUCAGUGAAAAAAUCACUUGUGGUUCAACUAUGAUUAUCCAAAUAUCAUUUAUCUGAUGUUCUGUGAUAGCCAAAACAGAGCCAGAUCCCUGAAGUCAAGCAAACAGACCAAAAAAAAAGUCCCUUGAGUACAUUAGUCUGGGUCAUCUAAACCCCUUCACUGUGCUGAAGCGAUUCUGUUGAUAUUAUUGGACCAGUGUUAGUGGAACACACUUGCUUCCAAGAGAUGGACCAAAGCAGGAGUAUUUCUUACAUGAGCACUUGACAAAUGGUGGGCAGGAAAGCUGGGCUCAGAAUGUACCUGGUUUGGGGUUUGGCUUUUUACGACCCCCUGGGACGGGGGUACUCUGUGGUGCACUGAGUCACUGGGUCACCAGCACUUUUCCUUAACUCCUGCUCUCUGUAAAUGCCCAGGAGGAUCAUGCCAGGUGGGUCUAUCCCCUAGACUGGUUUGUUCAGCUUCUACAAGUACGCUGCCUUUGUGCUAAAGUGUAGCCUCUGAUUCUACUAUUUUGGGAAUUCUCAGGGUGAAAUCAUAAGACUUGGCUCUAGGAAAAACUUUUAUUCUUCCCUCCAAAAAAGUCUCAUCUUAUUAAGAGAAGAAAACUUUUAAGUAGCUUGUUCUAUCGUGCAAAGCUUGUCACACGGGGCCUGUUUUGGAGCUAGGGCGUGUCUCACGCUGUGAAUAUGGGGUACGGGAUCACUGCAGUCUGUAAGCCUGAGCGCUAAUAGAGCAUCGUAGCAGAGUGUAACAGGGCAGACAUGCCUGUGAAAUGCAAAGGACUCCCAUCGGCCUUUACAGGAUGAAGCCAGUGUGUUGCUCUGAAGACAGAACGAAGCCUAAUACCAUCGCCAGUCAGCAAUAGUUUUGUGCCAUGUAAAUUCUUUUUUUGACUGUACUAGAAAUUGCCCAUGUACAUUUUGACUAGUGAAUUACCUGACGGCUUGUUCUUUGUACAUCCUUUUAACAGUCCCUGCACAAGCUGCAGUUAUCCUCUUUGUAAGGUUUUAUUACUGCAAAUGUUUCCAUGUUUGCCUACACAGUUGCCAUUGUUAGAGUGGGGUAUCUUGAUUGCAUUUUGUUUGUUUGACUGUUUGUUUGUUUGGAUGUUUGGGUUUUUUGCCUCUGUUCAAAUGCUAGUUUUACCUGUCGCCGAAAUAGCUGGUCCUUUUUCGGAGUUAGAUGUUUGUACAUUUUAUUAUAGACUUUCCAAUGAAAAAAGAUAUAUUUUCUAUUAAUUUAUUACAAUGGCACUAAGACAACUAAAUUGCAGACAUAUGAAGCAUUUUUACUGGGGUUUAACAUUGUCCAGGUUGUUAAGGAGGUCAGUAAUACGUCGUUUCUGAUAAUCUGCUUUGCACUUGAAAGGUCUCUAUGUCCACAGUCCGUGGUAAUGCAUUGACUGUCUGGUUUAUGAUGACAAGAGCUCUUGGGACGUUGGUUCCAACAGAUUGUGGCUUACAACUGAAAUAACAUGUAGUUGUUUGGAGUACACAAUGUUUAUCAAAAUAAAUAUUCAAUGCAAA